This is a messenger RNA of Brassicogethes aeneus, 2314 nucleotides long. The record is from the annotation of a GenBank genome assembly. Lineage: Eukaryota; Metazoa; Arthropoda; Insecta; Coleoptera; Nitidulidae.
CCUGGAAACUCUUAUUGGACCGACUGGUUGGUGUUUCGUAUCCUGUUCAGUCUGCUGUUCUUUGCUGCAUUUGGCGGCUGAUGAAAAUUCAUGUAAAUCAUAGGUGCCAUUGGGCACUUGAUUUGAUAUCAACAAAAGACAAAUACUUAAUAUCAGUGUGUGAAAUUAAAGGUGCAGUGCCCAGAUUGUUUUACGUAACUGUGAACUCCAGCUGAAGACACUAGAAACCUUCAUUUUCAAAGAUUUUACAAUUCUGAAAUGAGCUCUGUGGAAGUAGAAGUAAAGAAGUCCCCAUGCUGUGCUUGAACAACUGUGAUGUUGCACAUUCAGUACUACUUACACGUUCGACCUCCAGGCCGCAAAAAAACCCAAUGUGCUAAUUGUUUUCGCAGAAGAAUUGAAGUAAAUUAUUAAAAAUGAUCAAUAACAGAAAAUUGUUGAUCACGUUGCUUGCCGUGUGCUCGCUGUAUUUUUGCGUGCACGUGAUCAACAACAGCGGUACGCCGGUGUUUCGCGAGCUGCAGCAAUCUGGACGAAAUCUGGCCGCCUUGGAGGCCAACUUGGACAAUGGGCCCCUCGUCGUUCAGGAUUCGUUGCUCUCCGCCGAGCCCACCAGGAUAUUUAAAAACUCACCAAUUUCAGUGCCAAAUGCAAGGGAUGCAUCGCCUAUGGAAAAGACAAUCCCAGAAAAAGUACUUGAUAUUAUUAAGUGCAUGGACAAGCCCAUGGCGGCGAAAACGCAGCAGCGUGGGGACUACUGGGUUUUGUACAACUACAUUACCCCAGAAAAAAAAUUCAGGUGCCAUGAAAGUAUUACGUAUACUACCCAUGCAGACUAUUCGUUCAUGGAUAAUCUAGUGCCAUUGUUGGAUAGGUGGCGUGGACCGAUCAGUAUAGCCAUGCACGCGCCAGGAACCGACUUCCAGAAUACGAUUGAUUCUAUCGCGUACCUUCGCGACUGCGUCGACCCUCUUGUCAAGGAAUACGUCACGUUCCACGUUUACUUUAGUACCAAACACGUGCCUAAAGUGGUUCCAAAACAUAACAAUGUCCUUACAGAACCAUACAACUGUUCAUUGACGCCUCCAUUUGCGAAUGUCAGUUCAGAUCAAAUGUACAAGGCGCAGAAAAAACUGCUUUAUCCUGUGAACGUGGGACGCAACGUGGCUCGGGAGGCGGCCCAGACUCACUUUAUUCUGCCUUCAGACAUCGAACUUUAUCCCAGUCCUAAUCUUAUCAAUAAGUUCCUAAAUAUGAUUGCAGAUAACAAGGGUCCGCUGCUCAGCAAGAACCCCAAGGUCUAUCCACUGCAUAUUUUUGAAGUUGGUGGGAACCAACAGGUUCCAGAAACUAAGACAAUUCUAAAGGAAAUGUUAAGCAACAAAAGCGCCAUUCCGUUUCACAAAAAUCUAUGUCCAAGCUGCCAUAAUAUACCAAAGGCGAAGGAGUGGCAAAAUACAGAGGAGACUGAGGGUUUACAUGUGUUUCACGUAGGCAAAAGAAAUGGCAAAUAUAUUCAUUGGGAACCGAUAUUUAUCGGAACACACAACGAUCCGCUCUAUGAUGAGCGACUUAGUUGGGAAGGAAAAAGCGACAAAAUGACUCAGGGUUAUGCAUUGUGUGUAAUGGAUUACGAUUUUCUUAUACUGGACAACGCGUUUUUAGUCCACAAGCCUGGCAUAAAACUAUACAAAAAGGAUUCUAGAAGAGCCACGCUUGCUGCCAAAACAAAUCAGCUUAUAAAAAAAAUUAUUUUCCCUGAACUAAAAGUUUUGUAUGGCAUUAGGAAAGGCUGUGCUGUUUAAGUUUUAAUACUGUAGUAUUUUUUUAUAAAUUUAUGAGGAAAUUGUCGCUUGACCACUAAAUAAUUACUAUGCACACCAAAUAUUUGGUGCAAUGACGCUUUUGGAUGCCUUUAUUUUUUAUUUCCUAUAAUCUAAAUUUAAAUAACCUAGAUUACAAAGGAAAUAAUAUUUGUAUGUAAUGUAUCCAAUUUAUUAUUAUUUUUAUAAUUUUGAUUCUGAAUAACAAAAAAAAGAUUUUAUUAAGGUAUUACUUUCACUAAAAAGACAAAUUUGCAUUAUACCCAGUGUUCUAAAGUUAAAGUUACAACACUUUUGAUAAAACAACUAUUGAUUUGAGUCUCUGUUUUUAUUUUAAAGGAAAUUUUUUAUUAAUCCCUUAUACCCUUGUUGUAAAACUUUAAGUACUUUGUAAAUACAUUUUAUGAAUAUUUUUUAUGUGAUAAAUUAAUAUUCUAAUUUUAAAAACUGAAGUCAUUUUUUCUCAAAUACAAUAAAGGUUGUCCUUUUUG